AUGGUGAUCUCUUUCUUUUUUUCUUUUUCUUUUUUCUUUCUAUCUUUUUAUCUCUUCUUCUUUUUUUUUUUUUUUUUCUGUUCUUUUCUUUCUUUCUUUCUUUCUUUCUUUUCGAUUCUCUUUCUUUCUUCUUUUUCCUUUCCAAAUUUCUUAUCUCUUCUUUCAGAUUCUAUCUCUUUCUUUCUUUUUUCUUUUUUUCUUAAAAAAAAUACUUCUAUCUCUUUCUUUUUUUCCUUUCUUCUUAUCUCUUCUCGAACUCUUUCUUUUUUCUUUCUUUUUCUUUCUUUCUUUCUUUCUUAUUUCUUCUCUCGAUUUAUCUCUUCCUUUUACUCUUUUUUUUUCCUUUUUCUUCAUCUCGAUUCUUUCUUUCUUUCUUUCUUUCUUUCUAAAUUUCUUUUUUCGUUUCUAUCUCUUUUCUUUUUUCUCUUUUUUUUCUUUUCUUUCUCUCUUUCUUUCUUUUCUUUUUUCUUUCUUUCACUGAUUUUUCUCUUUCUUUUUUUCUUUUUAAUUUUUCUUUUCUCGAUAUCUAUCUUUUCUUUCUUUUUUCUUUUUUUCUUUUGGCAUCUUCUCUCGAAAUUCUAUUUCUUUUAUUUUUUUCUUUCUUUUUUUAUUUCUUUUCUCAAAAAAAUUCUUUCUACUUUCUUUCUUUCUACCUUUUUUUCUUUCUUUUCUUAUUUCUUCUCUCAUUCUUUCUUUCUUUUUUUUUUUCUUUCUUUCAAUUUCUUAUCUCUUUCUUUCGUUUUUUUUUUUCUUUCUUUCUUUCUGAUAACUUAA
Acanthosepion pharaonis is the source of this 774-nucleotide messenger RNA. NCBI's taxonomy places the organism in Eukaryota, Metazoa, Mollusca, Cephalopoda, Sepiida, Sepiidae. The record is from the annotation of a GenBank genome assembly.